AUGGCCGCCUCCGCACUCAACGCGUCUUCGGUUUUCCUCGGCUCGCGCGUCGCGACCCCGUCGACGCGACGCGCAUCGCGAUCCAAGCGCGCCUCAAAAGUCGCCGUCCGCGCGAAGCAGUGCGAAGAGUCCGACCUGAUGGCGAAGUACCCCGAGGGCGGACCCGUGUUCAGGGUGUCCAUCGACUGCACCAUGGGCACGAACAGCACGGGGAUCGUCAUGAAGGAGGGCGACGAGGGACGGCCGGAGGUGAGCGCGAUUCGACCGGGCGGGACCGCGAAGAACAAGCUCAAGAUCGGCGACGUGUGCCUGGGCGUGACGUACACGGAGCUCGUCGCCGACCCAAACAACAAGACGCUAAACUGGGGCACGCCGCAAGUCGGAUGGUUCGACACGGAGGGCGAGAAGUACCAGGUGUCCAUCGCGGCGAUGGAGACUAACUCUACGACGCUCGACAUGAUCAUGUUCCGGCCGGAGUGA
Micromonas pusilla CCMP1545 is the source of this 480-nucleotide messenger RNA. RefSeq lists its product as uncharacterized. NCBI's taxonomy places the organism in Eukaryota, Viridiplantae, Chlorophyta, Mamiellophyceae, Mamiellales, Mamiellaceae. The record is from RefSeq and is a predicted model, not a curated record. Bases 1 to 480 code for a protein of 159 amino acids. The transcript is spliced from 2 exons.